AUGUCUGGUAAUGGAAAAGAUGGAAUGACCACAAAGAUCCCAGUGAAGAGCCAAAUGGAAGCAUCAUAUGUAAGCUUGAAGACGUGGAUAGAGGACUCUCUGGAUCUUUUCAAGAACGAUCUUCUGCCACUGCUCUAUCCGCUUUUUAUUCACAUAUAUUUUGAUCUGAUACAGCAGAGUAGGACUGAGGAGGCAAAGGAGUUUUUUGAAAGAUACCGGAAGGAUCAUCACAACAAAAACGAGGAGAUUAAGCAAUUUGAGAGCAUAUAUACCAUCCAGCACAUCCAUGAGAAUAACUUUGCAUACACCUUCAAGAACUCAAAAUACCAUCUGUCAAUGGGAAGAUAUGCAUUUGAUUUGCUGAUAAACUUUCUUGAAGAGAGGAAUCUGACAUACAUACUGAAGAUACUGAAUCAGCAUUUGGAUAUCAAAGUGUAUGUUGGACCUAAGAGCGAUGACAAACCUCAGGGAAUAGAAACAGGAGUUGUGGAUGUAGAGAUUGAUCUUACGACGUUUCUGGUGUCUAGGGAGUGUGAAGAUGCGAUAUUGGGUGAUGAGCAGUAUAGAUAUGACCAUCUGGAGACAUAUGUGCUACAGUUGCGCAAGCAGAGAGAAAUGAAACCGAAGGACUCAGUGUACAAGCCAAAUUCAUCUCAGAUCCAUGCAGAGAUUGAGAAGUUAAAGGAUCUUUGCAAAAGGGUCGCUGUGAAUAGGAACAACUUGCCUAGUAUAUGUUGCUACACGAUCCACAAUACAUACGAAGGACUCACUGCAGCAGAGAUAAGCAAUGAUCUGAAGCUAAUGGCAUGCGGAUUUAAAGAUAGUUAUAUUGAGAUAUAUUCGCUCACUAAUGAUCCUCUCAGGAAGUUAAAGAGUAGUUCUGAGCUCGCAAAAUCUGAUAUAAAGACACUGAAUGAAGAGAAAUUUGAGGAGAUUGGAGGAAGUUGCAGACUGGUGGGACACUCCGGACCUGUUUACGGGCUGAAGUUUUUUCAGUCGAACAAGUUUCUUGUAUCGAGCUCUGAAGAUUGCACUGUGUGUUUGUGGAGUCUUGACUUAUUUUCAUUGAUAGCUGUUUACAAGGCGCAUGCAUUUCCAGUUUGGUGUGUUGAUGUGGCACCAAAUGACAACUUUUUUGCAAGUGGAUCUAGCGAUAGACAAGCAAUAAUAUGGUCUGUAAUGGCAUCUAAGCCAGAAAGAUUGAUAGUGUCAUCCCUAAGUGAUGUAACGGCCGUGAAAUUCCAUCCCAAUUCGAACUAUCUGUUUACUGGAUCAUCUGACCAUAGAGUCAGAAUGCAUGAUGUUGAGACAGCAGCAGUUGUAAGGAUCUUCUGUGGACAUACAGACACUGUGACAUGCAUGGAUGUUUCCCAUUGUGGGAAGUUUUUGGCGAGUGGAGGAAGAGAUAAGGUAGUGGUGCUGUGGGAUAUACAAACCUCAAAAUUGAUCAGCAAAUAUUCAGGGCAUGAAAAUGUGGUGUUUUCUGUAUCUUUCUGUUUCUAUGGUAGUGUGAUUGUGUCAUGCGGAGCAGAUAAUAGUGUAAGGCUCUGGGAUAAAACAGACAGCAAGGGAGGAUGCCUUGGAGUUUAUCACACAAAGAACACGCCAUUGCUAUGCUCAAAGUUUGGAUACAGAAACAUAAUAUCAUGUGCAGGACCAUACAUAAGCUAG
This is a messenger RNA of Ordospora colligata OC4, 1671 nucleotides long. RefSeq lists its product as uncharacterized. Gene Ontology annotation, biological process: transcription initiation at RNA polymerase II promoter. The record is from RefSeq and is a predicted model, not a curated record. NCBI's taxonomy places the organism in Eukaryota, Fungi, Microsporidia, Ordosporidae. The transcript has a single exon. Gene Ontology annotation, molecular function: RNA polymerase II general transcription initiation factor activity; protein binding. Bases 1 to 1671 code for a protein of 556 amino acids. Gene Ontology annotation, cellular component: transcription factor TFIID complex.